Molecule: messenger RNA, 3184 nt
Organism: Sinocyclocheilus rhinocerous
Lineage: Eukaryota; Metazoa; Chordata; Actinopteri; Cypriniformes; Cyprinidae
Exons: 6
Coding region: 197-2281 (694 amino acids)
Biological process (GO): regulation of transcription by RNA polymerase II
Cellular component (GO): nucleus
Source: RefSeq, a predicted model, not a curated record
UAUUCCGGUCGCCAUGUUUAGCCGGAUUCACGCAGUUCAACAGAAGAAUUGCCUUGUCCAGCUUUCGCCAGUAGUUUUACUCUUUUAUAUCAUUAAUACACAUGUGUUUUAGACCAAAUUAAUUUUUUUAAUACCCGUGCCUUUGAUAAUAUGCUCAGUAACUCUGGGUAUUAAAGGGACGCGUUAUUUCUCUGUUAUGGACCCUCUUAUCCAGGCUGAUGUCAUGCACCUUCAGGAGUCUCGUUCCUCAGCUCUGGAUCUGUCCGUGGGUUGCAGGCAGAGUCCGUUGAAGACAAACUCCAUGGAGGCUUUGGAUCUGGUGAAAAAGCCCAGCUGGUGUGGCAUUACUUCAGGGAGCAAGAGCAUUAACAUGUCCGAGUCUCGGUACAUCACUCGGCCUAGCAAACUGAAUUCUCCGGAUCACCCAGAACCAGGAUUGAAGCAUCAUGGGACAAGGACUUGUGGCACGUCAUCCCACGGCCCCUACUCUAUACCUUUACCACUGAUCAAUGGCUUGCCAUCUGUGGCUCAGAUAUUGUCUCAGUGCCCACCCACAGACCAAGUGUUUACGGAUGACAGUGAUUACAGUGUCGAAAUGGACGAUAUGUUGACGCAAACAAAAAAAUGUCACAAAAAAGCAGAUUCUGUAUUAGAAAACAGCACACUGGGAGGUAGGAUAGCGCACAGUGUAUUAGAGACGCAUCCACAAGACAUUUUGACCGGUUGUGGUGAAACAUACUUGAGUGACACAGGCGUGUCACAAACUAAGGGCUCAUCGGGUUUACCUCAGGACGCCAGCGCAACUGCAUACACACUACGUUCCACCAACUCAGUGAUUGAGCGAACUGCCAUCGAAAUGCUCGCAUCCGAAUGUUCUGCCGCUAAAAAAACAUCUCCAUGCUCCAUCGAAUACAUCUCUAGUGACCAUGACAGUGACAUCAUUGAGGUGCCAGUAAGCAACUCCAGAUGCAAGACGCCUCCAAACUUCUGCUUCCGAACUCAGAGUGUUAUAGUUAAUAAGAGAAAUCGUGGAAUACAAAGAAAUUCCUCUGUAAAGCAAGAAGUUAAAAUGGACUGCUCUCCCAAAAAUUUGAACAAUUUCUAUGCCCUCGAUGAACCUGUUUUUGAAGCCCAUGAUGGCAGGGCCGGCUUUGAAUCCAAGUCGUUGCUGUCAUGGAUGGAGUCGGUCUGUAUUCCCAUAUCUCCAGAAGACAGCGAUCAAGACAUGGAUGCUGCUUUUCCCAAAAACUUCCCAUCUACCUCGGAUGCAGAAAACACAAGCAUCUUCAAGUCUCCACAGAGUGGGGCUUCGUCUUCAAUGUCAAGCCGUCCAUGGAAAACUCCGGCCUCGAAGAGCAGGAAACGGGCAAAACCGAGACCCAAACCCAAGAAACCCGCUAAGCGGGUGAGAGCGCCACCUGCUGGCAAAUCGGCAACUAGCACGGCAAAGAGAAGACGCAGAAAACCUAGAUCAUCUGGACCUUCAUCUAUGUUUUCACCUCAAGAGCCGGAGAUCAAACUAAAAUAUGCAAACCACAAAGAAGAGAAGAAAGACACCAGGCCGGACACCUUCGCCCCGUACAUUCACAUGGAGUUCUCAUCCUGCACAAUCAUCAAUUUUAGGGAUGAGGAUGUUUAUUCGACAAAGAAAGGGUUGCAGCAGGUGGUCUCGGGGGUCAUCCCAAAGACGUCCUGUUUACAGCUGGGCCGUGUUGGCUCUGACGCCAGGUUGCAGGUCAGGCAUUUCUGCUGCCUGUGCGGAAGGGCUGGCAAUGUUGAAGGCCUCGGGGACUUGCAUGGGCCGUACCAGAACAGUGGAGCUCAGGCCGUCUGUAAAUCUGACAGCAGUCCUCCUGCCCAAAAGCAGGAACCUGACUGCAGCGAUCUGGACUCGGUCUACAGUUUGGAGGAUGGUGCAUCCCAGUCUGUCAAACGGCAGAGGAAGGAGAACUGCUCAGAGAGCAUUGAGGAGUCUGGUGUGUGUAUUGAGCACUGGAUACAUGAGGACUGUAGCAUUUGGACUGCAGACAUCUUUUUGGUUAAAGGGAAACUCUACGGAUUGGAGGAAGCCAUCCGGCUUGCGCAAGAAACAGUGUGUUCAUACUGUCACAGGGUUGGUGCCACUUUGGGAUGUUUCUUCAAAGAUUGCCCCAAUAAGUACCACUUCCCCUGUGCCCUGCAGUCAGAGAGUGCACUCAAUGAGGAGAACUUCACGAUAAGAUGCCCGAAGCACAAGAAUAAAACAUCCAGAAUGAGCGUUAGCAGGUUGAAGAACAGAUGACAUUUGGGAGGUGCUGAUAUGUCUUUGAAGGUAGACGUCGACAGACGUUGGGUUAUCUGGCUGUGGAGUGGAUCCCUAAUGUGUUUACAGAUUGUUCCAUUUGAAUUAGUACUUCACGUAUUGAGUGUUUACAUGUACGCUCAGGCAGUUGAAUGUUCGCGACUGGAUGUGCUGCAGACAGCCACUGCCUUGUACCUGUUAACCCUUGGACAAUGCUGGAUGAUUUUCUUCGCAUUCCUAACACCCGAGAAAUUCAACCACUGCAGAUUUUUACAUCUCCAUUUCAUUUAAGUUUACUGAAGGCCAAAUAUCUCCCGUCUGCUUCAGGCUGAAUCCCGUAAAACCCUUUACAAUGUUACGGCAAUCUAACCAACAGUGGAGAUAAAAACGAGAGCCCCGUUUGAUUUGAAGUGACAGUACAAGCGUAUCGUGCUUGAUUUUUCUCCUUGAUUUUUAUUCUUAUAUGCACUUAAGCAUCUCGUUCAUUAAAUAUGUAACACCAACUGUCCAUUCUGUAACCGCGAUGUCUUUAUUACGUAAAACUGAAAUGCUGAAUGAACUAGUCUCCUCCAGUGGUACCGUAUGCACUAUUAUGUGAACAUAUUUAUUUCUAUUUGUUUAAUGCAUAGGUGUAUAUUUAUUUGCCAAUGAACAGCCUCUUUUAAAAGGACAGAGUGUGUUUUAGCACCUUGUAUAAAUGCACUAAAGGCACAUUAUAAUUUGAUGUUUGUAACAGCUUACAGGGUGCUUUAAAUAUGAAUCUGAUUUCAGUUUUAUUUUGCAACUCGUGGCCUGGGAAUCUAGGAGUCACAGCGUCUGUAGGAUUUUCCAUUUCACCUGAUGCCUUGUGAUGUUUCGAGUUCUGUUUCUUUCAAUAAAUGUUUUUAUUCUACAUUCCUAACA